Mytilus trossulus (common blue mussel) is the source of this 1476-nucleotide messenger RNA. RefSeq lists its product as uncharacterized. The coding region runs from base 126 to 1223 and encodes 365 amino acids. NCBI's taxonomy places the organism in Eukaryota, Metazoa, Mollusca, Bivalvia, Mytilida, Mytilidae. The record is from RefSeq and is a predicted model, not a curated record. The transcript has 4 exons.
AUAAGUGAUGAAUACAAUGAUAACAAUUUGUGAUAUCAAAGAACGAAAAGUUUAGUUUGGUGAAGUUGUAUUCGGUAAAUAUUAUUCCUUUUUAAAUGGACUACAAAUUUGAAAUAGGAUAAGUCAUGCAGAAGGAUCAGUUUUUCUUAUUUUAUAUUUGGAUAUUCUUUUUCUUUGAAUAUGUGCAGUGUAUAGAUCAAAGCGGAGGUGUUAGUUUAACUGAUAUUUGGCAACAAAACGCUAACAAUAUGAAUCAGAUGUUGGGAGGUUUUUCUCCGUGCAAGAUGGAAUUUUCCGGUCCUAGUAGUCAAAUGAGUUAUGGGAACCAGUUUGGUAAUUUUAAGCCUGGUGCCGUUGGAAGGAGAUCUGUAGAGAAGACAGAACAUUGUCCUUGUCCAGGUGUUGACAGUAAAGGAUGUCCGACAUGUUUGUGUAGUACUUCCGGAGACGGACAUAUUGAUGGAUUGGUACAACCAAGCACAAGCCCAGGCACCGUUACUUCAUUAGCAGAAUCAAAACUAACCAAUCAAACCCGUUCUUUUAAAAAUAUCACGACCACGACACUUCAGACAGCAAAAGAAAUUUCACCAGAGAUUUCCACUGUUUCAACAACUGUUUCCGAAAAAUCCAGUGUCAACCGUUUUAUUACCUCGAUAACCCCCAUCAAGAAACCCAAAGCAAAACAAGAUGAUUUAAUACCUGAAUAUAAGUUAAACGAUAACCAAAAAGUGCAUGAUAACUCGGAACAAACUAAAAACUCUACCGGAAGUACACGUGUAGUCCGUUUACCUUCAGACAAUACUACCGUAUACAUUGGAAUUAUCACGGGUUUAGCGACUGUUUUGUGUUUCGUAAUAGUUACCUCGGUUUUUUUUCUCUAUAAAUGGCGGAAAGCAACUGAGAAUUUAAAACAUGAACAAAAUGAGUUAUACUUUACUGAAAAGUCAUUCAGAAUAAGUAUGGAAAGGCAGCAUGGCAGAAACCAAGACGACCAACAUGAACAAGAAAGGUCUGUUUCAAUGUCUUCAAAUUAUCCUACUCCGCCAGAUUCAGAAAUAAGUAUGGACUCUGUAUUUACCGUGGACCAAACCACUGAUGUUAAAUCUCCGAUUAACUCCCCUUCAUACGGGGAACAACUUUCCGCGCCGCUGAUGUCGCCUGGAUCGACUGUCUUCUUGUACCCUCCGGAAGCAUAUCGUCAUGAAUAUCUAGAAUUGAUGUGAACUUACGCCUACGGUCAUAAAUAUCUAGAACUUUUUUUAAUGUUAUCUAUUAUAGGAUAUUGUAAAAUAAGGCAUUAAUGUUUGUGAUAUACUAUACAAUAGGAAUACGUAUCACGAUUCAAGAAAAUUCUACAUUUGCAGCUGUGACGGCGGCGUAUUUGUCAUGAGUUGUCACUCUUUCAGGCAAAUAAAACUAUGUUGUUUUGUUGUUUGAGUUUGCAAUUUCAUCUACAAUGCGUACUUGCAUUUCAUG